Racocetra fulgida is the source of this 401-nucleotide messenger RNA. The record is from the annotation of a GenBank genome assembly. NCBI's taxonomy places the organism in Eukaryota, Fungi, Glomeromycota, Glomeromycetes, Diversisporales, Gigasporaceae.
UUCUUGUCAAGAUUCAUAAAGAAAUCGAUGAAGUUUUUGGUCCUGAUCCAAUCUUUGAAUUCACCUUUGAAAAACUCGAAAAUUGUCAUUAUAUUGAUACUGUGAUUAAAGAAUCAAUGCGUCAUACUCCUUUAGUUCCAUUGACUGUAAUAACUUCUGAAGAUGAAGAAAAUGUUGCUGGAUAUAGCUGGCCAAGCGGAACUAAAUUUUGGUUGGAUCAUCAAACUCUUGGUAAUAAUCCUGACUAUUGGGAUGAUCCAGAAACUUUUAAUCCUGAUAGGUUUUUAGCCAAAAAUUAUUGUAAAACUUCGGAUUUACAAAAGAUUGCUUUUAAUCCAUUUGGCUGUGGAACCAGAACUUGCGUUGGAAAAUUAGUGGCAUUAAAUAUGAUUAAAUCUCUG